Messenger RNA from Stylophora pistillata, 4722 nucleotides. RefSeq names its product tonsoku-like protein. Gene Ontology annotation, molecular function: protein binding. Gene Ontology annotation, biological process: double-strand break repair via homologous recombination; replication fork processing. Lineage: Eukaryota; Metazoa; Cnidaria; Anthozoa; Scleractinia; Pocilloporidae. The record is from RefSeq and is a predicted model, not a curated record. Gene Ontology annotation, cellular component: nuclear replication fork.
CCAUUUUGAGACUAAGUGCAAAACCCGCCAUUUUUGAAGACACCAUUAGAAGUUUCUGAAAUUGUCCUUUUCCCAAAAAUAUCGAAAUAAGAUGAACACUACUGAUCACUGAAGAUGGAAGUAAACCUUGAAAGAGAGCUCAAACAGCUCAAGAAGAGAAAACUUAAAGCUCAGGAAAAAGGUGACCUUGCUGAGGAGGCCAAGCUCUGCAAUGCUGUUGGAGAAAUACUUUUUCAUUAUGGAUACUAUGAAAAGGCUGUUAAAGAACACACAAAGGAAGUGCAGUUAUCUGAAGCAAGUCAAGAUACUAUUGGAGCUGCUAUUGCUCACAGAAAAGUAGGAGAGUGUCUGUGUGAACUCAAGAAAUACAAAGACGCACUGUUUCACCAAAACUUGCAUCUUGAGCUCGCUCGGUCAGCGAAAAAUCUUGUUGAAGAACAGCGGGCCUUAGCAACCAUUGGGCGCACGUGGCUUGUCCAUUCAGAUGAUGCAAUCAACAGUGAUGAGGUGGAAGGAUUUCUUCUUGAGGCACAGACUGCAUUCCUGAAAAGUCUGGAUGUCUGUGACAAAUUACACAGAAGUGUUUCCCAAAAGGAAUUGUUAGAGAUGAAGUCAAGAUUGUAUCUGAAUCUUGGUCUGAUUUAUGAAAACCAGAAGGAUCUGAGCAGAGCCAAGAGUUUUGUUGAAAAGGCUUUGAUCAUUGCUAGAGAUAGAGGUUUGAGGGACACUGAGUACCGCUGUCUGCUAACUAUAGGAGGUAUUCGAAUGAAAUCUGAUGAAGAUGCACAUGGCUUAAGAUGCCUUGAACAGGCCCUACAGGUGGCUAGACAGGGAAACAACAAGUUUGAUGAAGCAGAUGCUUUGGCUUUGUUGGGAAAGGUUUUCCUCAAGCUGGGGGAGUUUUCAGCUGCUCGAAGUAAUUUAAAGAAAGCAUACAUUAUUAAUAAGACCAAGAGAUCUGAUGAUAUAGAGGAAUUGAAAUCAAGUUUAGCCACAGCUAUAAAAGGAAUUAGAUUUGAGAGGAAAUGGGCAAAACUUUCAGAAUUUUCUCUUGAUGAACAAAUUAAAAUAUUGGACACCCUUGGUGAUCUGUACUGUCAGGCAAAGUCUUUCCACAAAGCUCUUGGUUUCUACAAGAGGGAGCUUGAUCUAGCCAAAUGUGCGGGGAAGUCUCAAACAGAUCUUUCACCUAUUUACGUGUCCCUUGCAAUAACAUACCAUGACCUCAAAUGUCCUCAAGAUGCCAUUGACUGCUACAUGAAAGAACUAGAAACACUGGAAGCAGGGAAUGCUAAAAAGAAGAGUGAUACAUGGUGUAACAUUGCUUAUGUACAUGAUAAAUCUGGACAUGAUUAUGAACAAAUUGAAGAUGCCUACAUGAAGGCCCUGGCUUAUGCAGAACAAGCUGGAAAACCUCAAGUUGUGCUGAGGGUGUGGAAGUGCUUCGCAGAUACACAAAAGAUGUUUGAUCUCAAAGAAAAGUACCAAAAAUCAGUUGCUAAAGUUACAGAACUUGAAAGACAGUUUGAUAUUGAAGUAGUUAGCGAUGACAGUGAUGAUGAAAGAGACAGUAAUAACAUUGAUGAAGAUCUCACAGAAGUUUUAAUUGAAAACGAAUUACUGCUCUCAGAAUCUGAUGAAGAUGAUGACAAUGAAGGAGAAGAUCCUAGAGCAAGGAACAGUUCAAAAAAAGCAAGGAUAAGAAGUCAGCGAAAGUAUGUUAAUGAAAAAGGAGAAACCCCAUUACAUGAGGCAGCAAUUGCUGGAAACUCACAACGUGUCAAAGAGUUGUUGGAAGAGGGAACUGAUGUCCAUGCUAGGGAUUACUGUGGCUGGCUUCCACUUCACGAGGCUUGCAACCAUGGUCACCUAGAGGUGGCCAAGCUUUUGCUUGUGGCAGGGUCAAAUGUGAAUGACCAGAGUGGUGAACACUGCUGUGGAGUGACACCCCUCCAUGAUGCAGCUGAGAAUGGGCAUGUCCAUGUGGUCAAACUCCUGUUGUCUCAUGGAGCAUCCAUUAAUCUGAAAGAUGACAAGGGUCGUACAGCCUUGGAAGCAACCAUUCAGACACUCAAAAUUGAUAAAGCUGAUGAUGAACUGUCUACUGGAAGACAACAGGUGGUUAAACUUCUUCGCAAUUACAAAGAAACGAAAAAUAGUUCAGAACUAAGGAGAAGAAAUGUAGUGUUUGAUGAAGAUGAAGAAGCUGAGGAAUCUUCUGAAGAGAGUACAAGUACUCUGCAAAGAUUCAAUGAUAAAUUGAAGAAGAAAGAGAUCGAAAGACUUCAAAGGAUGAACAAAAAUAUUUUAGACAACAGCAAACAAGGCUAUGUGGAUGAACCACAUCAUCAAAAGAAACAUAGCAAAGGAGCUGUUUUAAGUGCGGAUGAUGAUUCUAAUUCUCCUGGUAAACCAGUAGAUUCUUCUGUUCAACAACUGGUUGGCAGUGCUAAUGAUGUGUUUUCUUGUGAAACUGAUGAGGCACCCUUUGAACCCUUUUACAAUUUUGGAGUUGAGAUAGGUGAGGAUGACAGCACAUACUCAUCUAUGGAUGAUUUGGAUGAUCAAAGCUCUGAUUUUGAGUCAAAUAGCUCAAUACCUGAUCCAGUAGCAGGAACAUCGCAUGAUAUUAGCAGCUCUUUAACUGGCCCAGUGGCAUCUCAUGUGUCUCAAAAAGCUGCAGAAUGGCUUGUCGAUGAUGUUGGGCCAAGGAGGGCAAAACGUAAACGUCAAGCAAAGCUGACAAACCUUGCUAGAUCAACUGAACGCACCAAACAAACAUCUGGGCCAAGACAACGGUUAAGUCUCAGUAAUACUCAUACAGGUCCUCGCCCAAAGCAAUCAAAGUUGGUUGUAUCACAAGAACCUAGAGCACCAGCAAGUGCAAAUAGUGCCAUGUCCUCUAAUCAUAAUUAUACAACAAAUUGUUGGUCUCCAAAUGAUCCUGCAACUUCAUUAUCAACUAGAUUAGAGGUAACUUCUCCAGAUGUAAGAACUAGUAUUUAUGACCUUCCUGCAACAAGUUCAAGACACACAGUAGCCCCAGGAGGAACUCCACCUAUGCGCCUUAGAGUAUGGGUGCAGGAUAAAAUGUUUCUUAUACCAUGUCCUCAAGGCAAUGCACAAGAAGCUAAGUGUGUUGGGUGGUUAGCUGAGCAGGCUUCCCUCAGAUACUUUUCCUCUUCUGGUCUUCGUCCCAAGUUAGCCCUGAAAACAAAGGAGGGUGCUUUCUUGUCAGUGGAGGAUAAAGUCACAGAUGUGCUUUCAAGUAAUGAAGAAGUUAUAGCAUCGGUAGAAUCUUGGGACUUACCACCAUUGUCAGAAAGAUAUCGUGAUGCAUGCCUCAACACCAACACUGUACUUCAGGUAGAUGUACUACACAUCCUUGAAGCAGAUCCUCACCUGUCAAGCCUCCAUCUAGCAAACAAAGCUUUACAAGAUAUUUUUGUGCUGCCACUCUUCAGAGCUCUGCAGUGUCAUGACACUUUGACAAAGCUCUCAUUGCCUGGUAACAGGAUAGGUGACUCUGGCAUCCAGCAUCUAGUGUCAGCUCUUCCAACCCUCCCCUCCCUUGCCAUACUGGACCUGACUUCCAACGGAAUAACUUACAAAGGACUGUCCUUGGUUGCUGGUGCUUUAACUUCUAAGGACUCCUUGAGUUCAGGAACCCAACAGAAUUGUAUUCUUCAAAAGUUGGAGGAACUUAGUUUCAGCUAUAACCUGUUGGGAGACAGUGCUGGAAGUUCAUUGGCUGUCAUUCUUAAAGGGUGUCCCAUUCUAACUUAUCUAAGAAUAGAAUCUUGUGGGUUGACUCAUGAAGUUGUUUCCCAGGGAAAAGCACUUGCCUCAGCCUUUAAAGGAUCAAAGCUAUUGCAUUUGUCUGUAGCCUUCAAUUCUCUUGGCCCUCAAGGAAUAACAGAUUUGAUGACAGUUCUUCCACCUGAGUCACUGAGUCACUUGAAUAUAACCUCAUCACUGCAAGAUAAAGGAAAUCAAUUGGCCUUCCACAGUAUAGAAAGAUUCAUGGAAAUUGGCUGUAUCCUUUCUCAUCUGGUUCUUGGAGAUUGCAGUAUUGAUGACAAGGACCUGGAGCUUCUCCUCAAAGCGAGGCAUAUGUUCUCUAUUCUCAGUCUGGAUCUGAGUUGCAACAAAAUUGGCACCAAUGGAUUACCAUUACUUGAAAGACUUGUGAAGGAAAGCUGCAAACUCUCAACUCUUAUUCUGGCUGGUAAUGAAGAAAUUUUCACUGAUCGUGAUGGACUCCAGCGUUUGCUUGUGGCAACUAAGGACAGUAAAACCCUCAGAAAGCUAAAUUUGUCAACUUGUGGAGUGCAGUCACCUCUUGAGGAGUCAUUCUUUGAUGCUUUGAAAACUUCAAUUUCACAAAGAGACAGGGAAAGUUGUCUUACUGAACUAGAUCUUUCUUAUAAUCUCAUAAGUUCUGUUGAUAAAGAGCGGCUUUCAGAAGAGUGGCAUUUAGGGUAUUCAGGGGAAAGUUUAACUUGCUUAAAAAAUAACCUUUGCUUAUUGACAAAGUUAUAGAUGGUGUUAGGUUUGCUAAAUUGAAUGAAUUUAAAUUGUAAAUAAGGUGCCUAUAUUUGUAGAAUAUCAAGUGUUGUUCACUUUUGUGUAAUGUUAUCAAAUUUAAUGGGUCUGAUGCCAAGUACUGCAAAAUUAAUGUUCUAAUUAUCAGUCAUGGUAAUAAAUUGUUUAUUUCACCUG